UCCGCCGGCGGCUCGUUCAUGGCUGGCAGGCCCGUGGAGCUGGAAGCUGUGCGCCACUGGAACCGCGUGGAGCCGGGGCCGGGGGCGGGGCCGGGGCGGGGCUCGGCGGCGCCCCGGAAGCAGUUGUCUGCAGGCCCGGGAAUGCGCGGCGGGGUGAUGGCCGCGGCGGCGCGGUGGCUGGGGCCGCUGCAGCGCGCGGCGGGUGCAGGGCAGGCCCCAGCCCGCGCGUGCAGCAGGAGCGUCCUUGGGGUUCGCCCGCGCGCAGGAUUGGCCUGGAGGCCAAGCAGGUGUGGCAGUUCAGCAGCAGAAGCACCUGCCACAAAAGCGGAAGACGACUCCUUUCUCCAGUGGUUCUUGCUUCUCAUUCCCGUGACUGCCUUUGGCCUGGGGACAUGGCAGGUCCAGCGUCGGAAGUGGAAGCUGAAGCUGAUUGCAGAGCUGGAGUCCAGAGUUAUGGCCGAGCCUGUCCCUCUGCCAGCAGACCCAAUGGAACUGAAAAGUCUGGAGUACAGGCCGGUGAAAGUCAGGGGGCACUUUGACCACUCCAAAGAGCUGUACAUGAUGCCACGGACCAUGGUGGACCCGGUCCGGGAGGCCCAGGAGGCCGGCCGGCUCUCCUCCUCCGUCCAGAGCGGUGCCUAUGUUGUCACUCCUUUCCACUGCACUGACCUGGGGGUCACCAUCCUGGUAAAUAGAGGGUUUGUCCCUAGGAAGAAAGUGAAUCCUGACACACGGCAGAAGGGCCAGAUUGAGGGAGAAGUGGACCUGGUCGGGAUGGUGCGGUUGGCAGAGACCAGGAAGCCUUUUGUCCCUGAGAACAAUCCAGAAAGGAACCACUGGCAUUACCGGGACCUGGAGGCCAUGGCCAAGCUCACGGGUGCAGACCCCAUUUUCAUCGACGCGGACUUCAAAAGCACCGUCCCUGGAGGACCCAUUGGAGGGCAAACCAGAGUGACCCUGAGGAACGAGCACCUGCAGUACAUCGUCACCUGGUAUGGACUCUGUGCAGCCACAUCAUACCUGUGGUUUAAGAAAUUCGUACGUCGGACUCCUGGCCUGUGACAAGAUUAGCUGACGAUGGAGCCCUGUCCCAGGAAGUCACUGAGGAAACAUUUCAAGAG
Molecule: messenger RNA, 1121 nt
Organism: Rhinolophus ferrumequinum (greater horseshoe bat)
Lineage: Eukaryota; Metazoa; Chordata; Mammalia; Chiroptera; Rhinolophidae
Product: surfeit locus protein 1
Exons: 9
Coding region: 19-1062 (347 amino acids)
Biological process (GO): mitochondrial respiratory chain complex IV assembly
Cellular component (GO): membrane; mitochondrion
Source: RefSeq, a predicted model, not a curated record